This is a messenger RNA of Solea senegalensis (Senegalese sole), 3011 nucleotides long. RefSeq names its product tyrosine-protein kinase receptor TYRO3. The transcript is spliced from 15 exons. Gene Ontology annotation, biological process: cell surface receptor protein tyrosine kinase signaling pathway; cell migration; nervous system development. Bases 141 to 2840 code for a protein of 899 amino acids. The record is from RefSeq and is a predicted model, not a curated record. NCBI's taxonomy places the organism in Eukaryota, Metazoa, Chordata, Actinopteri, Pleuronectiformes, Soleidae. Gene Ontology annotation, cellular component: plasma membrane; signaling receptor complex. Gene Ontology annotation, molecular function: ATP binding; protein binding; ephrin receptor activity.
UGUGUCAGCGGUUCCCGUGCGUCACUGCUGUGAUGAGUCGAAUGUGAAAAAAAACAAAAAAACAAAAAAAAAACAGACAGGGACACUUGAGAGUUAAGUGACAGGUCAGAGAAGCGGGGAUCAGAAGACAAGAGUGAGACAUGUCUGUGUGUAACGGCCGCGUUUUAUUGUGGACACUGUGGAUGUGGACGUGGGACGUUCGCUGUGAUGCUCAAGUUGAAGAGGUGGAGAUUUUCCGUUUUGACCGACAGUCUGCUGUGAAGUGGACGUUUGACCCACGUUCAGAGUGGAAUGAGGUGAAACUGAGACUUGACGCAGAGGGUGCGGUGCCCGUGCUCCAGGCUUGUGGACGAAGUGUGACGAGAACGGCUCUGAGUCCGUGGAUUGAGCGCAAAGACGCCCACAAUAUACUGUUGGAUAUCACCUUUGCCCAAGAGGAAGAGCCCUCCGGUCAGCAGAGCCCUCUGGGAAUUCAUCUUUUUGACAGAGACACCUCGCUCGCAAGGUUUCGGAGUGGCUGGACAUCUCUGGAACUCCACAACUCGGAGCCAUUUGCUGCCACAGUCCCUCAUCACCAAUUAUCCACAUAUUUCAAGCAGCGCCGGGGUCUGAGCCUGGGCUCAGUCACACACAAAGGCUUACAGCUCGGCUUCUCCUACUCAGGCACUUGUGUGUUUAUAUCUUCCAUCAGACUGUACUACAGGAGGUGUCCUGACACUGUGGCCCACCUGGCCUCGUUUGGAAGCUCAGCAGCCGGCUCUGGCCCGCUGACCGGUUCCUGUGUGGUUGGGGCUGUGGAGGUAUCUCCGCCGGUUAGUGAGUGUACCCUGGAGGGAGCGUGGGAGCCAGUGGACGGGGGAUGUUCCUGUGAACCUGGGCAUCAAGUCAGGGGCGACACCUGUCAAGCGUGCGGGAUGGGCUACUUCAAACCAGCAACAGCCAAUGACAGUGCAGGAUGCCAGGUUUGCCCAGCCAACACCAGGACACACAGGGAAGGAUCAGAGAGGUGUGAAUGCGUGCCGGGAUUCAGCCGCCUGCCGACUGAACCUGCUGACGUCGGCUGUACCAAGCCGCCCUCUGCCCCUGUGAAUCUGACGGCGCAUCAUCACAACGACUCCGCGCUGAUGGUGUUGUGGGAUCCUCCUCUUGACUGGGGAGGCAGACAGGAACUGACAUAUCACGUUAAGUGUGAGGAGGCAGCAGAGACCGGCAGUCGGUGGCAGUUGUGUGGGGACCGCGUUGAUUUCCUGCCAGAUUCAUCAGAGCUGACCAGCACAUCGGUCAGCAUCAUAGGAGUAAACCCACACCAUGACUACAGACUGUCUGUGCAAGCCUGGAAUGAUAUAUCCAGCCUGCAGGAGGCGCAGCAAGCAUCUACUGCCACUUUAACCAUUCAUAGAUGGAAACGUCCCAUCGUGGUGAUCACUGUGGGUCCAGGAUUAAACAUCUCAGAGGAGAAACUAUCACCAGCUCGUGUGCACGACAAACGCCCCUUCCUUUGGCUGACAGUCGGUGUUUUAUUGGGUAGCAUUCUGCUCAUGGCUGUAAUCUCCAUUGCGGUGUGUGCCCGGCGCCAAAAGCACACCAGACUGCGCUCAGACGAAGACCUAGAGCUUGUGCCAGUGACUGCUGAACAUUCCUACCGACGUCCACAGGUGGUGGAGGCCACAGCUCAGCAGACUGGUGGGGUGGAGGAGGCGGCCCACGUGUUGGAGGGGCUUGGUGGAAGCCUGCUGGCCAAUCUGAAGGAGGUUCUGGUGGAUAGAAACAAGCUGACCCUGGGGAAGGAGCUCGGCAAAGGACAGUUUGGUUUAGUCUAUGAAGGCGUUUAUACUCCACAGGAAGGUGAAGACAUGAAGGUCGCCGUGAAGACCAUGAAAGUUGGCAUCCACUGCCAGGAGGACCUGCACGAAGUCCUGAGAGAGGCCGAGAUCAUGAGGAACUUUCAUCACGAAAAUGUGCUCAGACUAAUCGGAGUGACUUUACAGAGAGAGCAGGACUGCCCCCUGCUGGUUCCUCUGGUCUUGCUACCCUACAUGAAACACGGGGACCUGCGCCGCUUCCUCAUCGCGACGCGCUACGGUGACAUUCCUAUGUUUGUGCCUCAUCAGAGUCUCCUGCGCUUCAUGAUCGACAUCGCAGCAGGGAUGAACUAUCUGAGCUCUCAGGGCUUCCUGCACAGGGACCUGGCUGCACGCAACUGCAUGUUGGGUGACGACCUCAGAGUGUACGUGGCCGACUUUGGCUUGUCAAAGAAAAUCUACAGCAGUAAUUAUUAUCGCCAGAAAGUGACCGUUCGUGUUCCAGUCAAGUGGAUGUCGAUGGAGAGUCUGUCUGAGUCUGUGUACACGACCAAGAGUGACGUGUGGUCGUUCGGGGUCACCAUGUGGGAGAUCGUGUCCCGGGGCAGGACUCCUUAUCCUGGAGUCAGCAACCACGAGCUGCUGGACGUGCUGCUGUCUGGACACAGGCUCAAACCUCCUAAGGAGUGUGACCACAAACUUUAUGAAGCCAUGAAGAGCUGCUGGGAAAAGGAGCCUGACCGGAGGCCUGGCUUCGCAGAACUGGGCGAGACGCUGAAAGGUCUUCUGUCUGAGCUGCCGGUCCUGGAGGCCAGCCAGGAGGCCAGCUACAUCAACCAGGGCCUGGAGGCGGCUGCUGCUGCUGUCUAUCUGGAGCCACAGGUAGACUCUGGAGGAAGAUGUGAAAAUGUCUACCUGCCUUCACCUGUGGCUGCUGUAGCAGCCAGAGAUGACGGUGUGGAGGAAGAGGACGGAUACUUGAAAUAUACUCACUCACCUCUGCGGAUGACAAUCACUGAAGAAAAAGAUGAAAUGUGAUAUAUUUUUGUCCCUCUUUCUUGCUGCUGGAUGGCCUUUUCUGCCUGGAAACUGAAGUUUGUAAACCACUAAUUCCCUGCACCAAACUCCAGUGAUUUCAGCUGGCAGAGACACUAACACUGCUGGUCUGCUGCUGCCUCAUUUGGCAGGUUUGUGUCACUUAGGGAAAUC